Molecule: messenger RNA, 1473 nt
Organism: Recurvomyces mirabilis
Lineage: Eukaryota; Fungi; Ascomycota; Dothideomycetes; Mycosphaerellales; Teratosphaeriaceae
Exons: 3
Coding region: 1-1473 (490 amino acids)
Molecular function (GO): aldehyde dehydrogenase (NAD+) activity
Source: RefSeq, a predicted model, not a curated record
AUGGGCGAAUUCGAAUUCAGCAGAAGCAAGCUGCCCAAACAGCUCGUCAUUAACAACGAAUAUGUCGACUCGAAGAACAGCAAGAAGCUUACCGUACACAAUCCUAAGGACGGUAGUGUAGUAGCAGACGAUGUACCCCUAGCAGGCGAACUGGAUGUCGACGAAGCAGUGGCAGCAGCAGAAAAGGCCUUUCCCGCGUGGAAGGCUACUCCACCAGCCAAGCGAAGAGACAUGCUUAUGAAGUUCGCGAAUCUGAUUGAGAAUUAUGGCAAAGAGCUUGGUGAGCUUACUAGGGUGACUCUUGGAGCACCUUGGGGUUCAUUCGGCGCAUUCGAGAUCAGCUUGUGCGCAGAGACACUGCGAUACAAUGCAGGCUGGUGUGACAAGUUCGCUGGUGAGGCUUAUCCACAUGAAGAUGGUUUUAUCAAGAUUGUGCGAAAUGAGCCUCUUGGUGUGACUGCUGGAAUUAUCCCCUGGAACGCUCCCAUUGGCAACGUCGGUCUCAAGGCUGGUCCGGCGCUUGCUACGGGUAAUUGCUUCAUCCUCAAGCCGUCAGAAAAGACACCCUUUGCUGGACUAGCACUUCUACCUCUGAUCAAAGAAGCUGGGUUUCCACCUGGUGUGUUCCAAGUCUUGACUGGUGAUGGUUCCACGGGCGCCCUUCUUGCGAGCCAUAUGCGUGUGCGGAAAGUAUCCUUCACAGGCUCGAUCCCGACUGGCAAGCGCAUCCAAGAGAUGGCUGCCAAGUCAAACCUGAAGCGUGUGACGUUAGAGCUGGGAGGCAAGAGUCCAGCCGUGGUAUUCGACGAUUGCAACCUCGACAACGCGGUGACCUGGUGUGUCAAUGCCAUAACAGGUCAUAGUGGCCAGGUCUGUUUUGCCGCGUCGCGCGUCUACGUCCAAGAAGGCAUCUACGAUAAAUUCAUCGAGAAGUACAAGGAGAUGUUCGCCGAGCGGACAAAGGCCGUUGGCGAUCCCGACGAGGAGUCCACGAUUCUUGGGCCACUGGCAGACGACGCCCAAUUCGAUCGUGUAUCAGGCUUCAUCAACAGAGCCGUGGAGCAGAAGUCGGGCAACAAGCUCAUUGGUGGUGAAAGGAUAGGCGACAAGGGCUACUUCAUCCAGCCAACGAUCUUCACCGACGUCAAGCCCGACUCUGAGAUCCAUACACAGGAGAUCUUUGGCCCAGUGUCCGUGGUCAGAACGUUCAAGACAGAGGAAGAGGUAAUGAAGAUGUCGAAUGAUACAGAAUUCGGACUCAUGGCUGGUGUAUUCACGCAAGACAUCAACAAGGCGAUGAGGGUCGCCAGCGAAUUCGAAAGUGGUAUGGUAGGUGUCAACUGCAUAUCUCUUAUGAUGAACCAGGCCCCCUUUGGUGGCUCAAAGCAGUCUGGUACUGGCAGGGAAAGUGGUAUUGCGGCUUUGAGGGCGUUCACAGAUCCCAAAACGAUUAUGAUCAACAUGACCUAUUGA